CUGCAGUUUGGGUACAGCUGGCUACAUCAUUUAAAAUCUCCCUCUGAUUCCCCCCUUGUCCAGACCACUCCGAGCCACAAUCGGAAGUCCUGAGGUUCAGAGGCGAAAACAUGAGGGUCGCUAAAGGACUCGUGGUGUGUGCAACAGUGCUCCUGCUGGCUGGGGUCUGUACUGCAGGGCCACAGGCAAUAUCUGUUACCACUAUUAAGCAAGACCCAUACACCAUGGCCAAAGGUUCCCAGCUGGAGGGGUUCUGCAUGGAUCUGCUGUCUGAGCUGGCCAAGAGAGUGGGCUUCAAGUACAACGUGCACCUGGUGAAGGACAGCACCUACGGCAGGAAGGAUGAGAGCGGAAACUGGGUUGGGAUGAUUGGGGAGGUGGUGAGGGGGGAGGCGGACCUGGCGGUGGCCCCCCUCACCGUGACGGCGGUGCGCGAGCAGGCCGUGGAGAUGACCAAGCCCUUCAUGCAGACCGGCAUCAGCUUCAUCCUGCGUAGGGACACGGCCGCCGAGGAGCCCGGCUUCUUCAGCUUCCUCUGCCCCUUCUCCACCGAGACCUGGGUGGGGAUCCUCGUGGCAUACCUGGUGACGGCCAUCUGCAUCUGCAUCGUCACCCGGCUUAGCCCCCAUGAGUGGGCCGAACCCCAGACGGAGGACAACAGCUUCACGCUCCUGCACAGCCUGUGGUACGCUGCUGGAGCCCUCACUCUGCAAGGUGCUGGCCCGCAUCCCAAAGCCCUGUCAGGACGAGUGAUCACUGCCAUCUGGUGGCUGUUUGCUGUAGUGCUGCUGGCCUGCUACUUCGCCAAUCUCAGCUCCAUGCUGCACUCGGACAGCACACAAGUGUCCGUGAAGACCUUCGAGGACCUGGCCAAUCAGGAUGUCAUUGAGUACGGAACAAUGGGCGGUUCAUCCACACUGGCCUUCUUCAAGAAUUCCAACAACCCAGCUUAUCGCAGGAUCUAUGAGCACAUGGAGCGCAGGAAGAGUUACGUGGCGAAUAUGGAGGAGGGCGUCCGAAGGGCUCAGGAGGGGAACUUUGCCUUCAUCGGGGAGUCGGUGUCUCUGGACCUGGCCGUGGCGCGCUACUGCAACCUGAUGCGAGGUCACGAGGUCAUAGGCAUGCGAGGGUACAGCAUCGCGGCCCCUCUAGGCUCUCCUCUGGUGAAGAACCUGAGCGUAGCCAUCCUACAGCUGAGCGAGUCUGGGGAACUGGAUUUUCUGCACAAUAAGUGGUGGGCUAGCAGCUGUGUGGCGGAGGGGGUCAAGGCCUCACCUCUAAAGCCCCACAGCCUCAAGGGCAUGUUCCUGGUGCUGGCCUUGGGUCUGGGCUUGGGCGUCCUGCUGGCCCUGUUGGAGCUCGCCUCCCAGUCCCGCAGCAACGCCAAGGAGCAGAAGAAAUCAUGUUGCACAGUGCUGUCUGCGGAGCUAAGCCAGCGUUUGGGGAGCAGAAAUGAGGAGAAAACUACAGAAACGUCAGAGAAAAGCAAAGUUUAAAGAAGGCCUCUCACUGACCUUAACAUUUCAGGCCCACGACAGCAAGAGUUUGGUAGGGAAAUUAACUAAUGUUGACAGGAAAAUAAGCUCAUGACCAAGGAGUCGUCAUUGUCUCUUACAAGCAGGUGCCGUUCAAUAGAACAGAGAAAGUCUUUACAUUUGACACGCAAGCAUUCCUUAAGAAACAGAGAAUUGUUCCUAACUUACUGAAGAGCUGUGUAGUCCUCUCUGCAGUCCGUGUAUUUUCAUAUUUUUAUUGGAUGACUUCUAGGUAACUAAGGUUUUUAUAGGAUUCUUUGAAACUAAUAUGCACUAAGCUGUUUCUCUGGUUUAUUAGAUAUAUACUACUGUAUUCCUCACCUUCACUCUAACCACUAACCAUAUUCUGCUGGCGAAAUAAAAUCUCACCCCUUCA
Messenger RNA from Megalops cyprinoides (Indo-Pacific tarpon), 1911 nucleotides. RefSeq lists its product as uncharacterized. Gene Ontology annotation, molecular function: AMPA glutamate receptor activity; transmitter-gated monoatomic ion channel activity involved in regulation of postsynaptic membrane potential. Gene Ontology annotation, cellular component: AMPA glutamate receptor complex; plasma membrane; dendritic spine. Lineage: Eukaryota; Metazoa; Chordata; Actinopteri; Elopiformes; Megalopidae. The transcript is spliced from 10 exons. The record is from RefSeq and is a predicted model, not a curated record. The coding region runs from base 111 to 1496 and encodes 461 amino acids. Gene Ontology annotation, biological process: synaptic transmission, glutamatergic; monoatomic ion transport; modulation of chemical synaptic transmission.